AUGGACAACAAUCAAAAUGUUCGAAAACGUGGCCGCGGUCAUUUCUAUUUCAAAACUGAGAAAAAUGAAACAACAACAACAAAUAAAGCUGGUCCUUUGACCAUGGAAUCCACGGAUUCAAAAAGCUUAAAUAAAAAUGCUGGUCUGUUGACCAUGGAAUCCACGGAUUCAAAAACUCUAAAUAAAACUGCUGGUCUUAUGACCAUGGAACCUACGGGUUCACAAAAACCAAAAUCAACCACACAUACAAGUGUGGAAGAAGAAGAGGCUUUCCAAAAGAUCAUGGAAGAAGCUAAUGAAGAAGAAAGAUCUCGACGAAUUGAAAUACUCAAGGUUUUAUUUAGUCGUCCAGGGACGGACGAUUCGGUGGUUGGAGGUGAUAUUCUGAGAGAUUUAAAGCGUGUAAAAAUAAAAAUUAGUAAAAACAUUCUCAAUUACCUUUAG
This is a messenger RNA of Meloidogyne enterolobii, 444 nucleotides long. The record is from the annotation of a GenBank genome assembly. Lineage: Eukaryota; Metazoa; Nematoda; Chromadorea; Rhabditida; Meloidogynidae.